Molecule: messenger RNA, 1428 nt
Organism: Fusarium vanettenii 77-13-4
Lineage: Eukaryota; Fungi; Ascomycota; Sordariomycetes; Hypocreales; Nectriaceae
Exons: 5
Biological process (GO): reciprocal meiotic recombination
Cellular component (GO): synaptonemal complex
Molecular function (GO): ubiquitin protein ligase activity
Source: RefSeq, a predicted model, not a curated record
AGAGCCCUCGACACCCUGUCUCAGUCCUUGGAGGAGUGCCGCUCAGUCCUUCGACGCCUCUAUCCAAAUCACGAUGUGUCUACUCUCCUGCCAUUGACCACGCAGGAGCUUAUCGAGCUCUUGGCCCAACCGCAAAGCAGAAGUGACGCUGCUCUACCCUCACCGCCCCUCGAAACCGCGUUUCUGAAGCAAGAGACAUCACCCACGCAGUCCGAGCCAAUGCUACCACUGCCAUCGUCUCUAGAGGCCGAUCUUGACACACUGAUUGGAGAACUCGAGUUUGAGAUACCAUCCGAGCAAUUCGAGGGUGAGGGGAUGGCAAGCCUCCUCACCCAACAAUCGUGGUGGGACUUCAAUGCGAAGCAAUGGGACUCAGUGCAAGCUCCAUCUUUCGGUGAGGGUCAGGUAUACGGUGCUGGGGUUGCUGGACCCUCGAUCCCAACUCAGAACUCGGUAUACAAGGACGAGCACAGCAUCUACUGCUCACUUGUGUUCCGAGGGUUCGCUCCUUCUUCUUCUACCUACGCCUUCCUCCCAACGAACCAGCAGCAUUACUCAUCCACCAACUCCAGAAAACACUGCCUCCUUGUCGGCUUGGACCAUAUGGAACAUACUCUCAUUUGCAACAACCUCCAGUGCCGGCAGGAGCUCAGAGAGAACGCUCUUGCAACAACAUGCAGUCACAUCUUCUGCAUUGAGUGCGCUGAGCGACUGGGGUUCGCUGGACAAGAAACGGAACGUCGCAACACGUGCCCUGCCUGUCACUCACAGUUCAAAAACCCCGAUGAUGCCGUCAUCGUGAGCCUCAACCCAAGCGAAGAAUACAAGACGACUAUAUUGAGCGGCCUGAGUCCCAACGUUGUCAUGGAGUGUGCUGGUCGAGCCCUCAGCUUUUGGGCCUACCAAACUACUCAAGACAUGUACUACCAACAGUACCUCUACAAGACGCUUACGGAAAAGUACUCCGCCCUCACCGUUCAGUUCGAAAAGACUGUGAGCGAUGCAACCACAGAAAUCGACGGGCUCCAGCACAAGUUGACGGGCAUGACGGCGGAGCAAGACGCCUUGAGACGCAAAAACGAAGAGAUCGGCCAAGCAUUCAAAGAAAAGUCUCGCAAGGUCCUUCAGUUACAAGAGCUCUACGAUAAAGUCAAGAGAAGGGCUGAACUCGGCCAAAUCCGGAAAGCAGCAUCGGCUGCUGUUGACCUGACCCUCGAGGCACCACCUCAGCUUAAUCAAGACAUUGCAGGAAAUAACGGAGUGCCCGAAAGCGAUAAUACCCCUGCGUUCAACCAGCGCCGAGCCAACGGCUUGGGUAUGAACACCGGCAUGCCUCGAAGCUACCCAGCCGUCACGAGGGAGGGCACUCUUUGGCCGCGAAUGGGGGGCACAUCUCGCUGUAAGUGCUAUCGGGCUAUGGGCACUUAA